Molecule: messenger RNA, 1169 nt
Organism: Heterotrigona itama
Lineage: Eukaryota; Metazoa; Arthropoda; Insecta; Hymenoptera; Apidae
Source: the annotation of a GenBank genome assembly
AUGCAAAAUCUCGUGCAUAGCGUGGAUGUAUUGACACAAGGAUUAAAAUACAGUAUAUCAGGACUAAUGAACCUCGCAAAUCAAAGUAGUGAUCCUCAAAGUCGUGUUUUCUUUGUUAACUUUAAUCAAGAUUGCACAUACGGAAGACAUAUAUAUUGUUGAACGACUAUUCAGCAGCAGUCUUGUGGCAGUAGUUAGUUUAAGAUCACCUCGCAAACUCAAAGUUUGUCACUUCAGAAAAGGCACCGAAAUUUGCCAUUAUAGUUAUUCUAAUACUAUUUUGGCUGUAAAAUUAAAUAGAGCAAGAUUAGUAGUAUGUCUAGAAGAAUCAUUAUAUAUUCACAACAUAAGAGACAUGAAAGUCCUACAUACAAUUCGAGAUACCCCGCCAAAUUUAUCUGGUUUAUGUACAUUGUCAAUAAAUAGCGACAACUGUUAUUUGGCUUAUCCAGGCUCAAAUACAAUUGGCGAAGUGCAAAUAUUUGAUGCAAUUAAUCUCCAAGCCAAAACUAUGAUACCAGCACAUGACAGUCCUUUAGCUGCUUUGGCAUUUAGCCCCAAUGGUACUAAAGUGGCUACUGCGUCAGAAAAAGGAACGGUUAUCCGAGUUUUCAAUGUAAAUGAUGGUACGAAACUGUUCGAAUUUCGUCGUGGAGUGAAACGAUGUGUAUCGAUAAGCAGUCUUGCAUUUAGUAUUGACUGCAUGUUUCUAUGUUGCUCAAGCAAUACAGAAACUGUACACAUAUUUAAAUUAGAAGAGCCGAAAGAAGCAUUGCGACAAACCACAGAAGAGACACAAAGUUGGAUGGGAUAUUUAACGAAGGCUGUAUCUGCGUCAGCCAAUUAUCUACCCUCGCAGGUCACUGAUGUUUUUACUCAAGGACGUGCCUUUGCCAGUGUCCACUUACCUUUUCAAGGGCUGAAAAAUGUUUGUGCCAUCACAGUUAUACACAAAGUACUUAGGUUGCUUGUAGCCAGUGCUGAGGGUUAUUUAUAUGUUUAUAACUUGGACUCGACCGAAGGUGGAGAUUGUACCUUAUUAAAACAGCAUAGAGUCAGAGAAGUAUCAUGAAAUGAUAGCAGCAACUGAGAGUCCACCAGGCUUUUCGGGUUCCUUCCGUUUGAAAGAUGAUGCUGAAUUUCCACCUGUUACGCAAAGGACGGAUUGA